UUUGGAGCUGCCAUUAACCUAUUCAAGGAAUAAGCUUCUCUCCUCUCUCUUCCACCAUCACAGUUGAAGUGUAGAGAGAGCUUUGACGGGAAAAAAUAAUCAUAGUGGGGAAUGGCAGAGAGUGUUGAUGAGGAUUCAGGAGUGGGAAGAUCAGUAGUAGAGGAGAGUUCAAAUGGACAAUACAGUUUAUCAGGAGAAGAACUCUCUCAGUGGAGAUGUUCUACUCAAGUCGAGAAUGGCACCCCAUCCACUUCCCCCUCUUACUGGGAUACCGAUGAUGAUGAUGAUGACUAUGGCAUUAAACCCUCUCAGUUAUUUGUGAGACAUAAAUGGAAGAUAGAGAAAUUCUCAGAAAUCAAGAAAAGGGAGCUCCGUAGCAGUGUUUUUGAAGCUGGCGGCUACAAAUGGUAUAUUUUAAUUUAUCCCCAAGGAUGUGAUGUUUGGCAUCAUCUCUCCUUGUUCCUCUGUGUUGCAAAUCAUGAAAAACUUCUUCCAGGCUGGGGUCAUUUUGCUCAGUUUACUAUAACUGUGGCCAAUAAAGAUCCAAAGAACUCCAAGUUUUCAGAUACGCUGCACCGGUUCUGGAAGAAGGAGCAUGAUUGGGGAUGGAAAAAGUUUAUAGAGUCAGAUAAGUUAAACGAGUUCAUAGAUGAUUCUGGCACUCUUACAAUUGAAGCUCAAGUUCAGGUCAUCAGGGAGAGGGUGGACCGACCUUUUCGGUGCCUUCAUCGUGGUUAUAGGAGAGAGCUUGUUAGGGUGUAUUUGACAAAUGUGGUGCAAAGUUGCCGAAUUUUUGUGGAAGAGAAGAGAAGCAAGCUUGAGAGGUUGAUAGAGGACAAGGCAAGAUGGACGAGCUUCGGUGUUUUCUGGUUAGGGAUGGACCAAAACUCCAGACGUCGGAUGUCUAGAGAGAAAAUGGACGUAAUCCUAAAAGGAGUGGUAAAACACUUUUUCAUUGAGAAGGAAGUUACAUCCACUUUGGUGAUGGAUUUCCUGUAUAGUGGAUUGAAGGCUCUUGAAGGCCAAACUAAGAGCAAGAAGUCUAGGCCAAGAUCGUUAGAUCCCAAGGAAUUGCCAGCUCCGAUUGUUAGUGUGGACAAAGAUAUGUUCGUAUUAGCUGACGAUGUGCUGUUACUCCUAGAGAGAGCUGCCUUAGAACCAUUGCCUCCAAAUUCGGAUAAAGGUCCCCGAAACCGUACAAAGGAUAUCAAUAAUGGAGAAGGGGACAACAGUGAAGCUAUUGAGCGUGAUGAGAGACGUUUAACGGAGUUGGGUCGACGAACUGUGGAGAUAUUUGUUCUUAGCCAUAUCUUCAACAGCAAAAUCGAGGUUGCAUAUCGUGAAGCUGUUGCGCUAAGAAGACAAGAAGAACUAAUCCGUGAGGAAGAGGAAGAGUGGUUAGCAGAAACCGAACAGAGGGCCAAAAGGGGAGCAGCAGAGAGAGAGAAGAAAUCGAAGAAGAAACAGGGGAAACAGAAACGGAACAAAAAUAAAGGGAAGGACAAAAGAAAAGAAGAAAAGGUAUCGUUUGCAACACAUGAGAAGGAUCUCGAGGAAAACCAACAUGAUGAGGAAGAAAAGGAGAAAGCACAAUCCCUAGUUGAAAAGACUGAUACUCUUGGUGAUGUAUCCGACAUAUCUGACUCUGUGGAUGACUCUGCCGACAUUCUUCACCCUGAUUUAGAAGAUGGGGACAGUAGUUCUGUUACUGACGCCUUGGAAAUUCAUCCUCCUCCAGCAAGUGGGAGCAGCAGAGAAGACGCCAUUUCCAUGUCUACACCCAAUGGAAUUGCAGAAAGAAAGAACCAGUCCACUAUGGAAGAUAGUUCCUCGACUUGUUCUAACGAUUCUAUCAGGUCUGGGUUUACCAAUGGGUCCAAAGGGAAUGCCUUGAAUUUCCGAAACCAGAAUUCGCUAAACAAAGGAAAGAACCAACCAGGGAGUCAGAAUUCUUCUCCCGAAUCUGAUUGGGUUGUUGUCUCCCACAACCAGGAGCCAGAGAGCUCUAGGAAUCGUAGUCCUGUUGGGAAGGAACGCAACGUGGCUCAAAUCAUUGCGAACUCGGUUGACAUGGAUCGACCUAAAGAGAAGAGCGCUGCUGUACUUACUUCUCCAAGAAUUGCUGCCAAGAAUCCUUCACCAUCAACUCAGACAAAACUGGAGAAAAAGAACGUUUCAGUGGCACCAAACAAGAAAGUAAUGCCAGCAAGUGGACCACCUUCAUCAAGUCAAGUAGAUGUGCAAAAGAUCCCUGCGCCAAAACAACCUGCAACAACUAUAACAAGGCCUUCUAGUGCUCCGGUAAUCCCUGCGAUGCGACCUUCCCCUAUUGUCGUCUCCUCGGUUCAACCAACAACAUCUUUUCCUCGGUCGGUGAGCUCAGCUGGUCGUCUAGGUCCCGACUCUUCACUACACAACCAGCAAACUUUCACUCCGCAAUCCUAUAAACACGCCAUUGUUGGUAACUCCCCUGGUUCAUCAUCUAGUUUUAACCACCACCCAAGCUCUCAUGGAGUUGUCCCAACCUCAUUGCCAUCAGCAUCUUACUCGCAAACACCAACAUCAUCUCAUCAGUCAAGCUUCCCGUUCGGUCAAGAUGGGCGCUUCUUGGGAGGAAGGAGUUUAAAUUCUGUAAACAUGGGCAUGAACAACCCUUAUACACCCACCAUGUUGGACAGGCAAUACUCUUACCAUGGUGGUGGUGCUGCUGCUGAUUUUGGCAUCUCAGAUCAAGGAGUUUUGGAGAAGAGAGAUACCACUACAUGCGACAUGGUGGUGUCUCUGGAGCCGGGCCAUAUGCAGAUGGUUUGA
Messenger RNA from Eruca vesicaria subsp. sativa (arugula), 2811 nucleotides. The record is from the annotation of a GenBank genome assembly. Lineage: Eukaryota; Viridiplantae; Streptophyta; Magnoliopsida; Brassicales; Brassicaceae.